This is a messenger RNA of Strongyloides ratti, 963 nucleotides long. RefSeq lists its product as hypothetical. The transcript has a single exon. Lineage: Eukaryota; Metazoa; Nematoda; Chromadorea; Rhabditida; Strongyloididae. The record is from RefSeq and is a predicted model, not a curated record. Bases 1 to 963 code for a protein of 320 amino acids.
AUGGAGAAUCUUCAUUACACAAAAAAACAAUCUUCAUUUCAAGUUCUUUAUAAGAAUAAAAAUAUCAAUGCUUUGACAAAUUAUUCUUCAAAUGUAUCAUCUUCUUUUUUAAAAAGUAAUAACAGUAUUUUAAAUAAUAUCGCAAAGACAACAUUAGAAAAAACUGAUAAAAAUUGUUAUCUUAAUAUUGUUCCAUUUGAUAAAGUUAAUUUUUCUCAACUUCAUCCAAUAAAUGGUUCAUUAAGUAAUUCUUCUAGAAAUAUUUAUAACCAAAAAAAGAAACAACAAGUUUUUAUUAACCAUUCAUCACAAGAUUCUUCAAAGAUCCAGACUUCUAACAAUUUACCAUACUAUUCAAAAAGUGUUGUUGAGAAGAUUUUAAAAACUUUUUUAGACUCUAAAAAAAUAAAUACUCAUAUAAAAGAUGUCUAUCAUGAUAAAUCAUUAAUUGACUUCUCAAAUGAAUUAUCUACUUAUUCACAAAUUGAUGUUAACAAUGUAAUUAAUAAUUUAUUAACUUCAAAAAUAACUACCAAAAAAGCAAGUAAUGAUGAUUCUUGUAAUUUGUUACAAAAUGAUAUUUCUACUAAUACAAAUAUUUUCCAUGAAAGUUCAGUAACAAAAAAUUUAAAAGAAAUCUUAGAUUCAAAAACUAAAUUCCAAGAAAAAGACGGUAAUUAUUUAUUCUUAUUUGACUAUUCAAAUGAUGUCAUAAAUAUAGAUGUACUGAAAAAUCUUCAAAAUUCAAAGUGUAAAGAUUUAAUAAAACAUCCUUUUAUUAUGAAUUUUAUUGAUGAAAAAUUGAUAAAUAAAAAAGAAAAUUGUUUAAGUUAUUUUAUAAUAAGUUUAAAUUUUCUUAUUUCUCUUUAUUGUGGUACAAUAAUAUCACCAAACAUAUUUACAAUUAUUAGUGGAAUCGAAAUCUUUCUAUAUUUUAUGUAUUUUCUUGUAAGUUUAAAAUGA